Messenger RNA from Acipenser ruthenus (sterlet), 851 nucleotides. RefSeq names its product chloride channel protein 1-like. The transcript is spliced from 8 exons. Lineage: Eukaryota; Metazoa; Chordata; Actinopteri; Acipenseriformes; Acipenseridae. Gene Ontology annotation, cellular component: membrane. The annotation marks the transcript as partial. The record is from RefSeq and is a predicted model, not a curated record. Gene Ontology annotation, molecular function: voltage-gated chloride channel activity. Gene Ontology annotation, biological process: chloride transport; transmembrane transport.
AUGCAGCGCUACAUUGUCACCAAGCUUGGAGAAGAUUGGAUCUUCUUAGUUCUGCUUGGCCUCAUGAUGGCGCUAGUGAGCUGGGGUAUGGACUAUGUCAGUUCCAGGAGUCUGCAGGCCUAUAAGUGGAUGUUCCUGGAGCUAAAAGGCAAUGUUCUGCUGCAGUACCUGGCCUGGGUCACCUAUCCCGUGGUCCUUAUCGUGUUUGCUUCACUGUUCUGUCAUCUUGUCGCUCCGCAGGCAGUGGGCUCAGGGAUUCCCGAGUUGAAGACGAUUCUAAGAGGCGUGGUCCUCAAAGAGUAUCUGACCCUCAAAGCCUUUGUGGCCAAAGUGGUCGGGUUGACCGCGGGACUGGGCAGCGGCAUGCCGUUGGGGAAAGAGGGUCCGUUUGUCCACAUCGCCAGUAUCUGUGCCGUGGUUCUCAGCAAAAUCAUGUCAAUCUUCUCAGGGGUGUACGAGAGUGAGGCCCAUCGCCUCGACCUGCUUGUGUGCGCUGGCGCAGUGGGUGUAGGCACAUGCUUUGCAGCGCCGUUGGGAGGUGUCUUGUUCAGUAUCGAGGUCACGUCCACGUACUUUGCUGUCAGAAAUUACUGGCGGGGUUUCUUCGCUGCCACGUUUAGUGCCUUCAUAUUCCGGGUUCUGGCUGUCUGGAACAAAGAUGCAGUAACGAUCACUGCCCUUUUCCAAACAAACUUCCGAAUGGAUUUCCCCUUUGACCUCCAAGAAUUGCCUGCAUUUGCCAUCAUUGGGAUAUUGUGUGGGUUCCUCGGUGCCUUCUUUGUGUAUCUGAAUCGGCAGGUGGUUGUCUUCAUGCGAAGACAAACGGUGUUAACACGCUUCCUGACAAGAUA